CGAAACGAAAAGAACAAGACUUCAUUUGCCCAUAUCUCCACCAAAUGAGGAGAUGAAAGAAAAAUGAUUGUAGAUUCGACAUCAGCAUGCUUGAAACUAUCAAGAGAGCACUCUUUCUGAUGAUAUAAUCGAGUUUCUUGAUUUUCGUCUUUCGUUUCGAUGGUCCGUUUGUCAAAAAGUUGUGGUCAGCUCAAUUCUCGGGAAGUCUUGGCAACUGUCAAGGUGCUUGAGUGUGGGAAUGGGUACCAGCCAAAAUGUUAACACCACCCCCAGGUCCCAGAAUCGCCGUUCUGCGGUCGGUCAAACCAGGCCGCCUCCAGCUUCCUGGAGCCCCCCGAUGCAGGCAGGAAGGCCCCGUAUAUGGAAGGCACCACCAGAUACAGGAAACCUCAAGAGACUAUCAUCAACCGGGGCAGGAACUGUCAUUGACCGGGAAGGAAGGAAGGAAAGAAGGAGGUCAUCAACUGUAAAGGAAGGAGCGAGACCAGCGACAGUCCCGCUCAGAGGGAAGAGAACUGAUCCAGAGCAGAUCAGCGGGGAGGGCGACGAGAAAUGUGUAUAUGGUCAUGAAGGGCCCCCCAGAGCUUUGGAUAGGAACCGGAAGUUUCCCAGAUUUCCGCAUCGCCUGCGUCACAAGUCCCAACGAAACCAAGAUUUUUUUGCGUCUUUGACCUUCGGUUCGUCAAGGAAUCAAGGGAGGUGGGACUGGGAGCCAGCCAACUUCGAGACUCGAGUCUUCAAGGUACAUAUUGGAGGAAAGUCAGUCGAUAGAGGUAUAAAGGAUGAGAGUCCCACCCAUGUCUAUCGUCGGACUUGCUGUCUCUCUACCCAUCACUUCCAACCUGAACAAUUUCUCACCGCAACACUCACCACAACGCUCACCAUGAAGCUCUCACCCUUAGCCCUCUGGGCUGUCAUCACCACCCUCACAGCAGCAGCUCCCACUGCCACCACCUCCAACCCCAAUGACCCCUCCAACCUCACCAACGACUCAACCGUCGAAAAACGCUCCACAUGCAACAUAAUUCCAGGCGACUCCAACCGCAUGCUCGUUCCGCAUGCACUCGAGUGCUACAUCCAUUUAACCUUGAACCAUGGGACGAGGUCGUGAUUCCGGAAGGCGGGGUCGACAUUUGUACCGAAAGUAGUGGGAAGUUCCGGGUGAGCCAUAGUGGUAAUGGGGAGCAGAGGACUACCAAGUAAGUUUCCCCCCACCCCUUCAUUGUGGUGACAAUAUAGUUUGUUUGGGGCUUGGUUUUGGAUGAA
Messenger RNA from Neurospora tetraspora, 1266 nucleotides. RefSeq lists its product as uncharacterized. NCBI's taxonomy places the organism in Eukaryota, Fungi, Ascomycota, Sordariomycetes, Sordariales, Sordariaceae. The coding region runs from base 239 to 1111 and encodes 290 amino acids. The record is from RefSeq and is a predicted model, not a curated record. The transcript is spliced from 2 exons.